GCAGUCGCAAAAUAUCCCUAGCACCUUAAGAAACUCUUGAGUUGUCCGUUAGCUUUCUCUUUGGCGGGAUGGAAAAAUUCAUCUGUCCGAUCGAUUGCGGAUGAAAAGAUUUUUACAAACUUCUUUUAUGCUAUCGAGAAAAUGGUAAUAUAAGUUUACGUUUGAUUUAUGGCAGAUUUGUAGGAAGAAUUAGCUCCUUGUAUACAAUAAUUUUGUUCCAGAAGUGUAAGAGUUGAUAAUUGGAUGAUUUCUUAUUCUACGAACAAGAUGCGAGAAUGACUCUGUUUGUAACAUUACUUUGAAGUUAUAAUAAGUUUCUGAAUUGAAAAAGGUACGUCUUUGUUCUAUCUUAUUAUGUUACUUCAAUGAACAGUGUCUGACAUCAUAUACUUUUUUAUUAGCUAAAAAAAUAGUGAAGGACUGACUGAUACAAGUUAAAAGCGGAAGAGUGGAGUAGUAAUAUGGUAAUAUAGUGAAACGUUGAAAUGACAGGAUAAAUUGAUAAUCAUCUCGCCGAAUUUUGAAUAACACCGCCAUCAAAGAAGCUAGUGAUGUGGGGGUCAAAGGCUAGAACAGUUGGCAGCAGUGUGGUCUCGCGGGGCACGGCUCGGUGAGGAUCGGCCGCUCAGUCAAGAAACUCGGUUGCAUCGAAUCAGUACUAGCGAGGUUAAAAUCGUACGAGCCAGGAGCGUGCUGCUCUCCUCCUCCAAUCGGCUCUGCCUGUACGGCAGUGGCUCAGUGCCGACUCCGUGUGUCGGAUUUUUCUUCUGGGUGCCGGAUAAGUGCGAUAAUUGUGUUGCAUCGAAGUGUUCGCAGGUUCUCGCGGUUAAAGGACGAGCAGGCGGAACGAGGACGGAAAGGAAAUUGCCCGUUUUCUUCGACUGUGUAGAGCACGGACGCGCACGGCUCCUGGACUCUAUCCGUAUCGUCGUCCACUGCCAAAAACGGGCAAGGCUGGUGACAGUGAUGAGUGUUUCGUUACUUGUGUCCGUCGUCGACAUAAUUGUGGCCGUUGUUCAGAGCUUACGUGACUGUGACCGUGACUGCUGUGCCGCCACCAGCGUGAUGUGCCUCGCGAGCUCAGCCGCCAAGGAGAUGCUUAGCUGAAUCUCACGGCGCUACGUGUAAGAAGGAGGAGGAACGGAGACAGGCGAAAGCUGACGAAAUCCGUACUGGAGAGAGAAAGACGGUGUGCAAGGGCGAGAGAAGCGGUUCUUUUUGGAGAGAACAAUACGAAAUGUCUUCCGUGAGAACUUUUUCCUUGCAAAACCGCCAACUUCAUGGUGUGUUCGCUUGCAAAACACGAUUGCGUACCUGAUUUGAGAUCAAGGAAGAAAAGCUGCAUGUUUUGGAAAAGAAGCGAUGCAGUGUGCUUUGGAGGACGUGGUGUAUGUAUUCGCCUAAAUGGUGACUCUAAGGGGUCCCAUAGGAAAGCAUGAGGGAAAGAACACCCUCUGCGGACGACAACCCAAAAAGGGCUCCACCAGCACCACUCAGAGAAGCAGCCUCUGCGGACGUGACUGGUAGCAAGACGAGUAGCGAGCCGGUCGAGCCACACCGCCCGGCGAAGUUCUCUCCAGCCACGACGGCGUCGUCGACGUCAGCGUCGUCCCCGUCGCCGAGCGUGGACGUCAGAAUGGUCGCCUCGACGCACAACUUGGAUGAGCUGAGUGCCAGCCACCCGACCAGCGCGAGUAGCGAUCGUCAGCAGCAACAGGAGAAGCACGGACACGCGUACAGAUCUGCGCAGACUGCUCAAGAUAAGAGGAGCAGGCUCAGCAAUGUGAUAAACAACCUGAGGAAGAAGGUUCCUGACUCUAGAAAUGGAGAUUCGCCGAGGAAGGAGGAGGACGAUAGGAACAGUGUAGAAAGGAACCUGGAGACGCUGGAGAAGUACGUGAUGACGGUGCUGAACGGGGUGAUCAAGGACGAAGAGGACGACGACAGAGAAGUAAACAGGAAGAAAGACGAAAAGGGUAAAGACUCGGAAAAAUUAAGUGGGGAACAGGAAGACGAGGAUUCGAAGGGCCCAGCAGCUAAAUUUGAGCCCUCAAAGCCUAACGAGAGCAGGACAGAGGCAGCUGUCUUCUCUUCGAAGCAACCUGAGAAGGAGGCUAAGGAACCCUGCGUAGAGCACCGAAAACUGGAAGUUAGAGAAUUGGAUACCCCUCAGAAAGAAGCGAAAAUUAGUUCCGAAUUAAAAGAAUCGAACGAUGGCUUCAGAGAGGAGAAUGAGGCCGACAAGGAUAAAUGUUCUUCCAGAGAGACGAAGCCUGAAAAUGACGCUAUCCAGGAGACGGCGAAAGUCGAUGUUCAGGAAGAAGAGAAGAAGGAAAAUCGUUCGCUAGGUACGAUAAUCAUGGAGAGGCUCAGCGAGCACCAGGCUGAAGACAAGGCUAUCACCGAGGCUGCCAAGGACGAGGCUCGAGAGUUUGUUCCCGAGAACGUGGAACUCAGGAACGUAUGUAGAGACCUACUGAACGACCUGUUGAACGGUAUCAAUCAGUUGAUCGACGAGAAGAAUCAGGUAAAGGAAGAGACAAGACCACUGGAUAGCUCCUCCGAGGAGAACAAGGAUUCCAAGGGUCAUGAACUCUCCACGACGAGCUUACACUGUAGCCUACCUCUGGAUAAAGUAGCGUCGGUGCUACCGAAUUGUCAGACCACCGAAUUGGUCGCCCCGCAAUCGCCUUCGUCAUCGUCUUCGUCGUCACAAGGUUCAAAGUCCCCGUGCAAACCAACGUCUCCUACGGUGAGGCACCUGUGCCUUUACUGCGACAGGAAGUUCCUGUCGAUAUCUCUCAGGCAGCGACAUACCGAGAGAGUUCACCAGCAAGGAGGCGGCAGAAGGUCAGAACGGAACUCGAGGAGACCGUCACAGAAUUGCCAGUAUUGCUCGGACAAAUGCUCGGAGAGCUUGGAGAGCUUGUUCCAACACAUGGUGGGUAGCCAUGGGGACAAGUAUUACGCUUGCGUGCAGUGCUCCACCAGGUACCUCACCAGAGAGGCUCUGGUGGGGCACAUGAACGAGAAUCAUGCGGAAAGGAACCUUCAGAUUCAGGAGAAGCUAAAGGAACCCUCGCCUUGCAAGGAGGUAGGAAACCAAAGUCCCCGUGAUAGGCCGGAUCCAUUGAGUCCCAAAGAAAGAAGACCGGACGAAUCCGAUCACGAGCACCGUGUUGAAUCUACCCUGCUGAAAUCAGUCUCUAUGAAAGACAGCUUCAGCAACCCAGGGAGUCCAGAAUUUGACAGUUCCUUUUAUAGCAGCGUCAGUUGCAACAUCCGCGAGAAUCUUCUUCAUCACCUGGAUGGCAAGCUUCAGAGCUCCUCGACAACCGUAUCAACAACUUCGUCGAUCAUCGACUGCAAGCUUCAGCUGCAGCAACAACAGACCUACUACGAGCACAGCGCAAACCAGAUCCAGUUCCCCAUCGAUAUUUCUUUAACGGCUGCGACGCCGGUCUACUCGAAGGACUACGCUAACGAGGAGUACGAGAACAACAGCGAGUACGCCCAGAAACCUGGGAAAAGAAACAGGUCACAUCCUCGGAGAGUGUCCUUCGAGAAAUACAAUUUCCCCCGGAAGUACGACGGUAAGGAACAGUGGACCUGUUCCAUCAAGGACCUCAGCAAGUUCGACAUCUCCACACAGUUAUCGCUGAGGAAGAAGCAACAGUUGCUGAAGGAACGAAUCACUUUGAGUAGGUUGCACCAGAUCUCCGUGCUGAGCUCUUCGAAGACCACGGACAUUCCGCAGGAUGAGCAGGAUCUGGACUCCAGAAAUCCUGAGGAGUCCAAAAGCGUCGGCGAGGCUUCUGCCGGGACGAACAGUGAGAGUGUUGCGCAGACGUCCCGGUGCGAGGUUGCAAAAUCGUCGGAAUGCAAGUUCGAUGUGCCUGAGGUGCUGUCGCCUCGGGCUACAGAGUUCAGCAGCGAAUUUGGCAACUUCUUGAGGUUGAAAAAGUGGGACGAAAGAACGGCGAACGAGGUGGCCAAGAAACAAGAGACUGUGUACGCGGAACUCACCGGAGAAUGGUCCAGACCUAGGGUCUACAUUUGCGGCGCUUGCGCUACGAAACAUGUCACAUUAAGAGAAAUGGAGGAGCAUAAAGUAAUCUCCCAUCCAAACGUGUGGUGUUCUCAUUUUGAAUUCUCCGGUGACCAGAGGGAGCUCUACAAGCACCUGUUCCUGCCAGGAAGAAACGUGCCCACCGCAAAGGCGAAGGCUGCCAUCCUGGCAGAGAAAGUGUGCACCAAGUGUACGAAGAACUGUGCCACCCUAUCAGAAUUACAUAGGCAUAUGUUGGAAUGCGGAGGAGACCAAGCAUGGUUGUUGGGACUUUUUGGCAAUGGAAAGAAGAAGUGCAAGUGGAGACCUUUCGGUAGCCGCAGCAGAAGACGAAGACAACGCGGAAUGAAGAGAAAUAUCCAGAACUCGCAGACACCCAGGGUGAACACCCCUAAAGAGAAGCAACCUACUGGACCCAGAGUCAGACCCAGUGAUCAUGCGAGGGAGAGUAUUCAAAAAAUGCUGGCGAAUUUACCACCUAAAAGAGCCACCAGAAAGGUGUUGCAAGAUAGCUCGAUGAGAACACAAGGCAGACUACGAAACGUGCAAACCAGAAACAGACCACGAAUGGUCGGCGACAAUUCCACCGCGUCACGAAUGUCCCGGAACAAGGCCGUCCUGAGGAACAAGUUGCUGAAGAACGCGAAGUCGAUCCAGCGGAACCGUUGCCGGAUCGACAACGUAUCAGCGGUGAUCGAGAGCGUUGUAAAGAACUUCCAGCCGGACAAGUCGGAGAACGAGGGCACCGCCGACAACGCUGACAAAGAAACCAAAGAGAAAUCGGUCCAGGAUCGUCUACCUGAUGCGGACGAGAAGGGCACCAGGACCAAGGUCAGCAGAGGUCCACGGGUGCUAGGAAAGAAGAGGAACGUCAAAACGAAGGAUGGAGCGACCAAGAGCCUGGACCAGGUGAAGAAGACUGGUGCCCUGAAAGCAAGGGCUAAGGCCCUGAAGAACUCUAUGGAAACUGUAGUAGAAAGCUCUGGCGAGCCUACUAAAGCUUCUAAGGGUGUCAAAGCGUCUCCCAAAAAUAUUGAAAAGGAGGUUGAAGUGGCUGUACCAGAAGCUAGUCCAGUGGAUUCUAAGUCCCCUAAUCCGUCGAUGAAGAACAAGUCUUCUGCGCAGACUACACCGAAAAGAAAGCGACCUGUUGAUCCGGUGGCCUCUCUGAAUGCUUCCAUCAAAGCGAAAUCGCAGUUAAGAACGCAGGACGGAAAAUUUGCCAAGAAUCCCAAUAAGGAUCAGUCACCUGUGAAGUCCUCGGAUACCAAGUCUCCUGUUCUUGGGCGGCAGCUGUCGAAGGAGAAGUUAAACGAAACUAAUCCGGAGUCGACUGGUACCAGAUCCAAACUGAGAACGGUAUCUAGGAACAGAAAUAAUGAUCAACCUCCUAAAAGAACCACCAGGUUGUCCUCUGACAGCGACAAGAUGCCCACUUUGGAGCCCGCUACUCAAAUUCCCGCCAAUAACGAUGACUACACAGAAGCGACUAAUGAUCUUCCCAUUUUAUCUCCAGUCACUCCAGCCUCCAGUUCAGAAAAGAUAUCCCGUGGCAAAAACCUGGCUGGCAAGGCGGCUGCCAAGAAGUUGAACGAAACUGAAGAAACGGAGGGUAAAGGGGAGGCUAUUGGUGUUGUCCCAGAAGAAAAUAAAGAGCAGAAACCAACAAAGGGCAGGAGAGCGAAAAGCAGUUUGGAAAAGAAUAUUGCUAAGGCUGAAGCUUCAAAAGAUGGAGUCAAGGGAGUAGUUAAGGAAAAAUUGAAGAGAAGAAGCGCUCCUGCUAAAAUGUUGACCGUCGAUGAGAAGAAAACAGCGGCAAAGGUUGAAGAGACAAGUACUAAAAAGGAAGUGAAGCAAAAGAAAGAGGAAGGAACAAUAAAACCACUGGACACCAGAAGCAACUCCAAGACAAAAACGGAAAAAGCUGAUGUUGAGGAUACAAUGAAGAUAGCAAACGUUCCUUUCGAGGUGAAGAAACUGAUAGGAGAUAACAAAGAGGAUUUGCUGAAUAAGUUGGUCCUUCCCUCCCUGACAACCACACCUAAACGAUGUUUGAGGCAGUCUAUGCCGAAGAUGAAGACUGGACCGGGCAAGGGCAAGAUGCGUAGGGAUGCCCAGCAAGAAUUGGAGAAGAAAGCGGAUUCAGGGUCGAUGUCGGAUGCUUCCACGAAGAAAGAGAAGCUUGAGGUUCGGAGGAAGUCUUUGAGGAGUAUUGAGAGGAAGUCAGAGAGCAAGACUGUAAAGUAUGACAAAGAAGAGGCGAACAAAAUCUGCGAAGCUGUGAACGAGGUUAAAGCAGCCGUUAGGAGCAGGAGGAGCAGUAGUUUGUCCAACGAUAGUAAAUCGACAAUGAACACCGCGCCUUCAGAUAAUCAAAUUAAGGAUGCUGAAGUAACCGCCCAGAGUAUCGACAAGAGGCAGACUAGGGGUUCACUGGUGAACUUCAGCGAGGAGCAAAAUGAACCCAGUGAGGUGCCCCAGAAGAAAACUUACACAGGGAAAAGGAGAGGUCGUGUUAAAUCCAACAUUGAUGCAUCUGAGAAAAAGACUGAAGCACCUCUGAAGAACGAGGAAGCUGGUAAGAGUUCAAAUGAAUCUACCUGUCCUAAUCAAAAUGAAGUAAACUCUAAUAACAAAGAUGAUGCACAAUCUGAAGAGAAUGUUGCCAAGCAGAAGGAUGUGGAGGCUAAAGAGGAGUCACAGAAAUGUGAUGUUUCAGAAACUAAGAGGACAGGCAAGCUGAAUCUCAAUGUGAACCAUCUACAGGAAACCAGUAAUUCUGUUGACAGUGGAAAGGAGAACUCGUUGGAGACAUCAGCACCUGUUCAGAAGACGAAGGUUGGAAGACCUAGGAAGUCCUGGGGAGCCAAACGUGAGAGGAUCUCGAAGAGGUCUUUGAAUAAUGUGAUUGGUAUUCUCACAGAGGGCGUGAACAUUCCUGCAGAGACACAACAAACUAUGGCUCCCCAGCCAAUAGACACUGUAAGCCCUGAAGAAACCUCAAAUAACAACGUCCAACCCGGUGAUGAUUCUAAAACAUUAAGCGCAGAUAAAUCUGACAAAAUUGCUGAAGAUUCAGAGUCCAAGAGUAAUGUUCAACAGUCCACUGAUGAUUCUAGCUUAUUAAGUGCAGGUACAUCUGACAAGAUAGAUGAAGAUUCACAGAAACAAACCACUGAAGAAGUAGAUAUUCUUGUUAAGAGUUCUGAACCAGAAUCACCUCCUGAAACUUCACAGACAUCUGAGAAGGAGUCUGUACAGAGCACUUCUGUGGAGAAUCAGAAAGAAGUUUCUGCUAAAGACACUAGGGGACAGUUACCAACUGACGACAUAAUCUUGGAUUUAUCCAGGAGGAAACAAAAAGGUAAAGGUUCAUUUUUGGAGAAGAUUGUUUCGAAGAUAGCCAAACAGAAAGAUGCUCUACUGGAAGGUGAGGUGGGUUCUCUAUUAGACACAGCUGCCGACGAGUUGACGAGCAUUCUUGACGAGGUUGGCCCUACAUUAUUGUCAGAGAAUGCCAAGGCUGAAGCAGAGCAAAAGCUGCAAGGAAGAGAAAAGGAAGCUAAGAAAAAAUCUGAUGACAAUUCCAAUUCUAUCAACAUUGAAGGUAUCAAAAAAGAUGCUACUUUGAAACAGACUGAAGAGAAACAGAUUAACGAUGAAAUUGUUUCAGAAAAUAAAAUCAUCGAUACAUGUGCCGAACCGGCACUGUCGAGUGCAGAACCUUCACAACUUUCGUCGGAGACACCUGUUGAAGAUAAAUCUGAAGAAAAGAAAGUUGAAAGUUUGCCAAAUACAAACACUUUAGCUGAUGAUCAAAAGGGUAACGAUGAUGAGGUGACUAAUGUAGAAAGCACCGAACAAGUCCCACCAGAAGAGGCAUGUGAAGCUGAAAUACCGAAGGUUGAGGACUCUAACAAAGACCCUAAAGUUUUGUUAGAGCCUGAAAAUGAAGUGACUGACAAUAAAGAGUCUGAUGCAGACGAAGCUAAAACAACUGAUCAGAAAUCAAACGAAAGUCAAGGUCUUAACGAGAAGAUGCCCAAGAUUCGUAAGAAGGAAGGCUAUCGAAAGACCAAAGGUAAGAAGGCUGCUGUGAAGGGUAACGCUGAUUUGAAUAGUGAGAGCAGAGACAGUGAGAAUGAGGAUAAAACCGAGAUGCAGAGCAAGAGUAAAAUCGUGAAGACCGUGUUUGGUCGAGUUCUGACUGCUGAAAAGACGGACAAAGCAAAGGAGAUAACCGAUUCAGUGUCCAAAGAAGAGAGCGACUCAAAAUCUGAUUUUACAUCCACCAAUGAAACUAUUCAAGAAACCUCUCAGAAAGACGAAGACAAAACCAAGAAACCUUUAGUCACUUCACCUGCACCUGUUGUAAAAAAGAGACCUGGAAGAAAGCCUAAAGAUACUUCCAUCGACAAAACUGUUGUAACAAAUCCAGUGUCUGAAAGUCAAGAAGAACUUCGCUCCAAGCUUCCAAGAUCAAGGAACAGCUCAGGUAAUCGCAAGAAGGGCGAACAAGACUCUUCCAAUUGUUACUUCCUGGCUGUGCCACCGAACAGAAGCAGACAGAGCAAGAAAAUAGCUGAGGAGAGAAUCUGUAGGUCUCUCUACCCAGGGAUUGAACCUAGGGAAACUAACUACGAGUUGCGAAGUCAAAGUAAGUCUGAUUUAAGCAUCAAGGACAGUGACUAUGGAUCAUUCAGUAACGAUGAGGAGUUCGCGAAGAUGAUGUCCUUACAAGAUUCUCUUGAAGAUCAGAAGCUGAUGAAGGAUGAAAAGGAUGCUGUGCACGAAAAGACAUCUCUAGAAGAACCUGUUAAGGAAAUAUGUGAUGUGGAGAAUAAAAAGGUAGCAGAAGAUGAAGUAAAAAGUUCUGAUAAAAAUGUUUCUCACCAGGAGGUUGAACCUAGUCAUCCUGAAUGUGAAGAGAACUUGGAGGUUCAGAAAGAAACAAAUAUCUGUGAUGCAAUUGUUGAAGAAUCUGUCUGCACAGAACCAAGUUCUGUUGCAAACGAAGUACCAAGUGUUCAAAAUAUUUCAGAAGAGAAGAAUCAGGAGGCAUCUGAAGAAACAAAGGUUAAAAGGAAAUCUAAGAAGCGAUCGCUAGAAGGAAGUUCGCCGAAGAAGAAUAAAAGGAAGUCCGUGGAGCCUGUGGACAAUACCGAGGAGGAUUUGAUUCCUGAAGACCUGGAUUUGACGGACAUCAUGGAGCUGAUCGAUAAAUCAAAGCAAGUGCCUUCUACCAAAGAAAAUUUUUAUGACGAUUUGUCUGUGGAAGAACGAAUUCAGUGCGGUAAAAGGAAGACUAUCAGCGAAGAUUCGGAGUUGAAAGAUUCAGGCAGUAAAAUGACUCUCAGCGCUCAAGUAGCUGAAGAGUCUAUUGAAACCGUAAAAAAGCGUAAAGUGGACCCAGAAGAGAACAUUGAGGGCAAAACGACAGAUAAAAAGGGCGAUGUUGGUAUUGAAAUGAACAGCGCUGAAGAUUCUGUUGAAACAACUGUUAAAGAUAGGGUAAACGACGAAGAUAAAUGUCCUUCGCCGUUAAAAAUUGUUGGAAAAAGGAAAUCGCUUGUUGAAACCGUGGACCUUUGUGAAAAAUCUGUGUCGCCAGUUAGGAGGACCUCGAAGAGGAGGUCAAUUCACGAAGAAAAGGUAAAUCAGCCUUCGAAAGAAGACACGCAGAAAUCGGAGUUUGUUGAAGCAACAGAUUCUGUUGAGGCGUCCGAGAUAACAAGGAGAAGGUCUUCCAGAACAAAAUCUGUGAGUCAGUUGAGAAACGAAGAAGCAAUCGAAGGUGAUUUUAUUAUUAAUGUUGAUGUUGAAAGUUCAGUAGAGAAGUGUCAGCCUUUAACAAAUGAAACCUUGAAUAUUACAGAAGAAUCAAAAGUAUUUGCAGAAGGGCCUACUUUGGAGAGCACUGAAAAUCAAAAGCAAAGUGAACAAGACUCCAACCAGAAUCUUCCAAACACUAACUUGACGGAGGCAGAAAAUCCUGUACAACCUCCCAUUAAAAUAGCCAAAAAGCGAGGAAGAAAGAAGAAAAUCCUCACUAAUGUCCCAACUGAUAAUGCAGAGAUUUGUCAGUUGAAAACUAAAACUGUGGAUGCGUCCACCGUAGACCCAAUUCCUAGGAGAUCUUUAAGAACCAAUCGACCCAACGAAGAACCUGAAGAGCAGAAUAAAAAUUCCAACGACUUGACUAAAUCACAUGCUGCAUCUCCCAGCCUGGAACCGUUUAAAGUUCCAGAAGUUACAGAGGUGUUACAGCACACCAAGAAGAGGACGUACAAAAGGAGAUCAACGACCGAGGAACACGUGGAUGUCCUGAGCAAUGCAUCACCUGUGGAAUCUGAAGUGAACAGCAUAAAAUGUCCAGACACAAAGAGCCUUGAAAAGGAAGAACAGCCACUUUGCCAGAAAGACACGUCGGAGAGUCGACAACGAUCUUCCAGAAGCUUCCAUCAGUUAGGUCUGGAGAGAUCAAGCUCUUCAGGAUCCAUUGAUCUAAUUCAGACGAGUAGAACCCGGUCGUCCAAGAGGAAGCAGCUCUCUUCCGAGGACCUGUCGAGUCAGGAGAGCUUCAACCAACGAACGGAGAGCCUGGAUAAUCUGUCAGAAACUUCCUGUACGAGUGAGUCCAGCUACUUCAGGAAGAAACGGUUCUCGAAGAAGAAGGUGUUCCAGGAACCUUCAGAGGAUGUUCAGACAGACACUUCUAUCACGGACUCGGAAUCUAUGGACACGGAAAAGACCACUGACAGGAGGCAGAGUUUAAGGAGAAAGGCAAAGGAGAACAUAUCGUUUGAGGACACUGCAUUCGACCUGGUUGACUAUUUCGACCUUCCGAUGGACAUACAGGACUGUGUAUCACAAGAAGAUGUUGUGGAGAAUACUAUUAGCCAAGAACCAGAACCAGAACUAGAACUGGAGCCAGAGCCAGAUCCAAAGCCAGAGCUAGGACCGGAACCAGAAGUAGAACCUGAACCAGAAGCAGAACCAGAACCAGACUUGUCAGGUGCAGAGGAGCCACUUCACGAAGCUGCUACGGAUAUAGUUUCUGCCCAAGAACCUGAAGAAGCCAACGUAGAUGAAGACAAAGAAGUAGAAGAGCCCAAGAAACCUGGAACUGAGGAAGAGGAGGAGGUGAAAGAUGAGGAGAGAGAUGACAAACUUGAGGAGCUUGCUCAGACACAAGAUGACUUCCAGACACCCAAGAAGAGAGUUGCAGGGAACUUCGUGGUGGUUCACAAGAAAACUGGGGAGAUCCUGAUUGUUGAAAAGCGGAAGAAGCUGACGAAAGAGGCUGCCAGAUUCUUCUGCGACGUAUGUGCGACCAGCUUCACCAGGAAGAGCUCUUUGAAAAAACAUAAUCAAUCUCAAUCGCAUUUGCUACAGGUAGCCAAGUUCCAGAAGGACAAAUUGUCGGUGGACUACAAGGAGAGCUUGGAGGAAACCCGAAGCGUUAGCCAGAACGAAAUUUCCAGCGACGAGAACAGAAGCACUACCGAUGAAGUAAAUGUUUCUGAAAAGUCGAAGAAGGAUUCGAAGGAUACCUUCUUAGAUUCCUUGUACGAUCAAAGUGAUUUGAAAUCCAUUGAAGACGAGUCUAGUUAUACAGGGACGGCGGAGCAGGAGUUCAUGAUGGACUCCCAGAUCGCUCGACAGCGUAUCCUGGAAGAUGAGCUUCUGGAUGAGGAGAUAUGUAAGAUCACCGAAAAUAUGAGCCACGACGAGUACGUCCUUACCGACCACGUGAGUCCUGUACCCGAGUCCACGUCCACACCCAUCAAAGUAGAGACUAAGACAGAGGAAGUUGGUAAGAAGAGAAAGCAGGAGAAGAAGAAGGGCAAGGUCAAGAAAAAGAAUCUGGGUAACGAACAAAUCACACUGGAUGGUUCUGAAAUAGAAAGUCCCAUCGACUCUUCCAUGAUAAAUUUUCUAGAUACAAGUAUGUCUAUGAAAACUUCAAAGUCUGAGUUGGAUGACAAUGAUAUUGAAGGUGCUUUACUUGCAGAUACUGUGGCUUGCUCUAUUGCUGGAGAAUGUGAUUUCCAAGAAGAUACUGAGGUAUCUAGUCUGCAAGAAACCCAAGACAUGGAGGAUCCAGCAAAAUUGAAGAAAGAGCAGGAGAUAGAAAAACAGAAGAUAAAUUAUGAAUUGAACCUUGAUAUAGAAGGUGACAACUUCAAUGAUGCCACAACUACUUCAAACUAUAAAGAAAGUCAUCCCGAACGCUUGAGUCUGAAGCUCACCAUAAAUAAACGUAGCAUAGAAAAUUCUAAGGAACAGGAUGCUCGGUUGGAUGAUCUGGUUAUGAUGGCUAAGGAAGAGGAGGACAAGUCUAAAAAUCUCUUGGAGUCUUUUAAUAAUCCAAUGAAGGAGAUCAAUCGUCUAGAAUCUGAAAUUGAUCAGCUGGAGAUGUACCUUGGAUCAUCUAAGAAAGUGGAGAGUAGAAGAAACACUGAAAGUGAAGAAUACGAUGCUUUUAAAAUACGAAGUAUUGAAGAAGACUUAGCCGAUCAGAAUCCUGCAGCUGAUAAUAAAUUUGAAAAUGAAAAGCAAAGUGGAUCCGUGAAAGAAACACGACAUGGCAGGCCGAGAAAAAGUAAAGGGAAGAAGCACCAGGAAGAGAUCAAAGACUCUAUUGAUCCUCUUUCUCGUUCGGAUAAUGCAGUUACUAGAAAAAGAUCUAAAUCUAAAGAUGAUCAAAGUAAGCAGAUAUCAGAAACUAUAAAUAGUCAGAAAUCAACAGACAAUUCUAAGACCCUUGAAUAUAAUGAUGAGAACCCAGAGCUUUUAUUGUAUGACUCACAACUGGAAAGCAAGGAUAUUAAAGAGAACGAUGCAAUAAGUCCUUCAAGAGCAGAAGGACAUGAAUCUAAUGAGCUAGAAAUUACGGAAGACUUGAAAUCUCUGGCAGAAGCUGUGUUAAAACAAUCUACAGAGGAUCAGCAGGCUAUCGAAGAAACUGAUUCUAGAAAUAAAAGCAGCUUCCAUUCCAUAGAUGAUGAAACGUCAUCUUCGUCGAGUCUGACACACAAACCUUUGGUACAGCUUUUACAGAGAACUGAAGACACUAAGGAUCAAGCUAGUGAACAAGAACUUUUCAUGGAUUCAGAUGACGAACUAAGGUCUGAGCAGAAGAUAGAAGAGAAGGACGUUGAAACUAGCCCGGACACAGGCACCUUAAUCGAUGAUCAAAAGAAUACUGAGAAGGAAGUUAUCGACAAUGAACAAAUGGAAGCUCAAAUCACGUCGGAAGAAGAAUGUGAAGCUGAAAUACUGAAGAUGGUAAAUGAAGAUUCCAAUAAAGACAUCAAAGUUUCGUUAGAAGUUGAAACCAACGAGGUACUUGAUAAAGAGUCUGAUACGAACGACGUGAAAACUGCGAAUAAUGACCAGAAAUCAAACGACAGUGAUUGUCAAAGUCCAAAUGAGAAGGUUUCCAAGGCACGUAGGUUCUCCAACAAGGAAGGUCAUCGAAGGUCCAAAGUUAAGAGGGCUCCUAUAAAAAGCAGGAUUGCAGAUUUGACUAGUGAAAGCGAAGACAGCGAAAAUGAAGAUAAAAUGGAGAACAAGAGUAAAAUUGUGAAGAGCGUGUUUGGUAGAGUUUUUGGUGGUGAGAAGACGGACAAGGUGAAAGAAGUGCUAAAUGAUUGGGUAUCCAAGUCUGAAGACGACUCGGACUUGUCAAGGUCUGACUUCAGAUCCUCCAGUCCUAAUGAAGCUAAUGCUGAAGAAACCUUGGAGUCAAGAAACGAUGAUAGGAGCUCCAAGAGACAUUCGAUCUCGUCGUCUUCUAGCAGUAAGAAGAAAUCUGGAAAGAAGUCUAAAGAAGGUUCUUCCUCUGACAGAACUAAAGAGAAGAAUACAGUGUGUGAAAGUUCAGAUAAACACAUGAAAUCAAAGAACGGUUCUAGUAAUGACUAUUAUUUCCUGGUUUUACCGCCAAACAAAAGCAGACACAGUAAGAAGAUUGCUGAAGAGAGAAUCUCCAGAGCUUUCGAUGGCGUUAGGAUGUUUGAAGAGUUCCUAAGUGGUGAUCAGAAGGAAACAAACUAUGGAUUGAGAAGUCAGAAUAAGCCUGAUUUGACCAUCAAGGACAGUGGUUAUGGAUCGUUCAAUUAUGAUGAGGACUCCUCAAAGAUGGUUUGCUUAGAGGAACCUCUGGAAGAAGACCAAAAAAUGAUGAAGAAAAGGAAGUCAUCCUCGUCUAGAACCAGUAAAAGCAAAAGUGAUGGCGAGGACUGGAAGGACUUGGUGAUGGAAAUGACGUCAUUGAAGAACUCUAAAGAACCAACCGAUGAGGAGGACAAUUCUAUCAGGGAUCUUGCUGAACAAGAACCUCUGUCUGCUGGUUUAAAAUCUCGCAGUUGUAGUAGCCUAGCUCCCAGCAGUGUGAGAAAUAGGUCACCAAGCAUGGACAGGAACUCACAGAGUACCAGGGACUCUGAUGAGGAAGAUGAAGACAUAGGUCGUGGAAGAAUAUCUCCACUGUUCGUUCGUGAAACACCUGGAAGCUCUAUAGAAAGUAGUUCUAAUAGCGAGAACGAGGAUGAGGAUGAAAAUGUGGUGACUAAUGAGAUCAUAAUGAGGAAGAGGAGCUCCAGUGAAUUUUCUGGGGAAAAGAUUGUAAUUAGAUCGCCCUCUUCGACUCACAAAGGCGAAGUGGUUACCAUUGCUCCUACUGAUGCCAUUGAAGACAACGCUUUAGAUGUGCCUCAAGAAAUAGAGACCGCAAAGCCUAGGCAGGGCAAGGUUUUGAAUUUUGAUGAAGAACUGUUUGUUGAAUGCUGCUCCAGGUUAAAAGCAACCACUGAGAAUGAGCUGAGAGGGGCUAAAAAGAUUAAGUUAGAUCACAAUGAAGGUUAUCAUAGAAAGGAUGAUCAGCAACAAGGGCUGAGAGGUCCCAGGGAUCGGUGGAGAGAUGUUGAGAGUCAAAACAGUCUAGGAAGCCUGCUAGAAUCCGUGAAUCAGUUAUUGGGUGAAGAGAUGUACAGCACCAAGGAAAGAGAUUACCCUAAGAGAAGUAGUAGAAGUUUAAGAAGCGAACACUCAAGUAGAUCAGCCAGUCCAGACAUGUCCAGAGCUGACAAUCUGGGCUACGAAGACAGUCUGGAUGUUGCAUUUGAACACAACAACAAGCUCAGGGAUAAAAUUCAACAGCGUAUGAGGGAGAGUGAAAACCUGAUUGCCAGCACCUUUGGAAAAAGCAGUAAUGACGUUGAUAGCAAGAAUGAAAAUGAUGAGCAAAAUCUUCUGAGGAAUUCCUACUCUCAUCUACAAGAGCAAGAAUACAUAUCCAACACAAGUUUAUCUACCAGAAAUUACAGUGAUGCUUUGCACGUUAGAAAUUCACAGGAACAACAGAGCACUGCAAAGAUGAAUUUAGACUCUGGAUUUAAAAACAAGAUGAAUUCCUCCUUGGGAGGUCUACUGGAUAAAGCAUUAUCAAACUUACUGCACAGCAAUGGAAAACAUGAUCACAAUGGGUCCACGCCAAUGAAGGUGUUAGCAGAACUAGCAUGUGCUCGAGCACCAACAUCUACAACUGGAGUCCCAGUCUCUCAAGAAGUAGUUCAACCUGCGAAAACCUUGGUGAGCAAGGAACCCGAUCCUGAUCCAUGUCCCAUGACUGCACCCAAGGAUAUUCAGAAGAAGCCUAGAAAUCCCAUCAAAGAAUUGUUCGAAAGGAAAAAGGAGAUGAACGAAAGAAAACAACAAGAGAAAUCAAAGACAGAGGCUGCCCUUCGAGAAUUAAACGUACACCGACAACGCAAGACCAAGAAAGUGAAAAAGCACCAGAACUUCCCUCUGAUUCGUCGUGGUGAACAAGGAGGAGGCUUGGUCGAAAAGAAGAAACGCCGUGACGGUUUCGACAAGAAAGAUGAAUUCUCUUCAAAUAGGAUAAAAGAUAUUUACGACUUCGACGAAGAAGAGAGUCAAAUGGGACCGAAUCUGGGUACCGUAAUGUCUUACAGGAGUAGGCCAGGCUACGAAGUUAGCUGUCUGAGAACUAAGGACGUCGACGUAGCAGGAUUAAUGUCCAAGGCCAUUGGUGAUAGCUUGGAGAAUGGAAAAACUGGCGAUGCGUUGAGUAGCAGAUUGGAAUCCAUGAUCGAUAGAAAGUUUAAAGAACUAGAGAAGUUUGCCCCGAAGACCAAGGGCGCACUGAAGUCCUUCCAAAGUGAGGAUCAACGGCAAAUUACUGGACCAAUGGACGAGUUCGUAGAGAGGAAGCAAAUAAAGUCCAAACGACCUGUAGAGCAACCCCUGAAACAUUCGAAGCUGAAGAAACGCAAUAAGAACCCUAAGAAGAAGAACAGAAACGCCUGGUACGAGAAUGACAGCUCUGACGAGUACAGAACUAGCGCGGUAAAAGCGGACGAUAUCGGUGUAGGGAUCUCGAAGAGCCAGAGAACUUGUUCCAAAGGAAAACAGAACAUCUUCGCGGAACUGUACACUUCAUCAGAAAGCGAGUUCGAGCAUGAAGGAGUAAAUUACGAGUCGAAGAAACAACGAAGAGUGAAGAAGGGUACGAAGAAGACCGUAGAAUCGGAGACUCCUAAACUGAGCCAAGAAGUGGUCAGUAAGUAUUCCUCUGAGAACGAAGAGCAGGUAGACGAGUGGAGAAGUCAGGAUUUGAAGAAUGAUGCUGCCAAGGAGUCCGAUAAUAAAAAGUCUGAGUCAGAAAUGUCUGAUCAUCCUCUAGUAAUUGAUGAGAGAAAGGAAGUGGAUGAUCAGAGGAACAGCGACGAAGAAACUGAGACCCAAUACGAGAGGAACUAUGAAAUGGACGAUCUGUACAGAGAAGACAGUUCCGUAAUUGAUUCAGAUAUUGAAGACUCGGUAGCUACGGAAGCCCAGAGUGUUCCAGAGGAGUCCAGAACCAAGGGUUCAGUUUCAUUACAGGAAAAAGCUAAUGGCAAGACAAACUGCAUGCCAGAGAAUGAACUGAUCCCACUGGAAGAAGCCCUGGACUUGUUGGAUCGGGCUAACAACGAGACGCCUCUGGAAAAAUACAGCAAUGGCAGUAAAAGCGUGAAGUCUUCGGAACAUGUUGAUCCAGUAAUAACAGAUCUUGAUGUCAGUGAGACGUUUAAUCCUGUUGAAGAAACAGCAGUGAAGUCUCCCAGUCCUGUGGAUGAGCAGGAGCAGGAACAGGAAGAGGAACCUGACAAUGACCUUCUGUCUUUGCCAGAGAAGCUGUCCAGCAACGAGAAACCUCAGAAGGAGUCUGAUAAUCUUCCACUCCAUGUAUUCCUCAGCAGAAAGGUGCAGGAGUCGAAGAAAAGAAAGGAGGAGCAGCUGAAGAAAAUGCAGGAAGAACAGGAAAGAAUUCUCAUGGAUUUCCAACCAACCAGAAGGCAGAGAAAGUGUGCCAUCGGUAAACAAGGACUGCUGGCAGAGAUAAGUAGCUCGGAUGAAGAAAUGAGUCCAAGAGAUAGAAAGAGCAGUGAUAAAUUGGAUCACGAUAAACCGCGUAAACAAAAACGGGAGUCAAAGGAGAAGCGAAAAGAGAGGUAUAUCGAGAAAAAACACGAACAGAUGAUAGCCAAAGAGCAGAAGGCUAUCGAAGAAGAAAUCUUGCGCGAACUUGGUAAGAAGAAAGAUUCCCUUGCUCAGAAUACUCAAAACGCAAAUGAUACGCAUGACGCCGAGAACACGGAACUGGUGGACGAUAAAGGUGACCAGGAAGUAUCACAGAAGAAGAAGCAUCAAACGAAAGAGAAGCAGAAGAAAUCAAACAAAGUAGAUGAAGACAUCUAUGCUAAAAAUAAUAUUGAAGGUCCAGAUGACUCUGAGGGUAAUUAUAACGAGUCUGCACCAACAGAGAACAACCAGGAAGAAGAGCGCAAUCAAGAGUUCCCUGUGAAGCAGAAGAAACAUUCGAAGUCUCCAUCUAAACCAAAGAAGACUUCUAAAGGUGACACGAAGGUCGCAACCAGUAAAAAGACGAAGAAUGCAAACUCUGACAAGUCGAAGAAUCGGACAGACUCGAAAGGACCAAAGGACAAGGAACGUAGAACGUCCAAUGGUAAACACGACUCUGAUGAUGAAGAACUGAAAACGACAAAAUCUUGGAAUAAAGUUGAAGAAGGAGUUGGAGUAGCUAUUGGUCGACGAAAACGAGCUGCUGCCAAUCAAUUAUACUACUGGUCCAGUUCAAGCGACGAAGAAGAAAUGCUCGAAGUGGUCCCUGUGGUUGAGGAAGAAGAGGAUGAUCGCCAAGAACAACACGGCUGGAUCGUUGGUGAUUCCCAUAAGAGGAUGAUCACCAUGCUUGCCAUGGAGAAGCAACUAAAAGAGAAACGACGAAGAAGCGAAGACGAGUUUGAGCCCAGCAGAGCAAAAAGCAAGAAACACAGAAACAGUACCUCUUGAUACGUAUUUCAUGACUAGGUUCGUUGAAGUGACUAUAAACAUAUUAAAAAAUUUACUCUUUUUCUUUUUCUUCCUAGGAACAAUAACUUUCAUUGAUUAAGUUCCUUAUAGUGAUUUGGGACACUCUAAGGAAUAUACAGUUCCUUUUUCCAAGUCAAAAGGUGUAGUUGAAUGACACAUAGAGUUAUACCGUAAGGACUACAAUCCUUAAUACAUGUAUUUUAUAAGUGAGUUCAUCGACAAACAGACAAAUGUGACUGGAUUACUGUUGAUAAUAUUUAGAGAAGCAUACGUACUAAGAAGUGGAUAAAGGAGGAACAAAGCGAACUGAAAAGUCCAGUAACAGCAACUUUUGAUACGUAUUUGACGAAUAGGUUUUCUGAGCAUUGUCUUUUUUCUAAAAUCAGGACUGGAUUUCUUAAUGCACACACAAAAUGAUUAUGGACAAACGAUUAGAAGACUUUCAUAACCAAAAGUAGCAUAACUGGAUCUUUUGAUACUAGUCUUAGACUCAUGGAAACGAACGAAGGAAUUAGAUUCAAUAAAGUAGCUAAACGAAUGCUGUUCCUUCGAUGGAUAGUAAUAUAAGUCUGAAUCAGCAGUUUUUUGCUGAUAGGGACAGCGACAAAGGAAUAGUUUAUAUAACCAUUUCAUCUGUUGGAACGGGUGUGAAAUAUGUGUUUAAGGUUGAAGAAAUUAGUGCAAAGAUCAUAUCGUAUAGUGAUCAGAACUAAUUGUUCAAUAUUUUCCUUUGUGUUCUUUUUCGAGAAUUUAGUUCUUCGUCUCUUAUGUUUAAUUAAUUUGGGUUAUUGAUUUGUAGAAACGUUGUUGAAGCGCUCUCAUGAUUUAUUUGUUUAACUAAACGACGAAUGUAACUGCCAGAAUAAAUCCAAAAUUUUUUUUACGUUGUUUAAUUGAACAUUUGAGGUAUGCGUCGAAUUUUGAAGUGACAAAGAACGCCACAUGUUGUGAUCAAAUUGUAUAAGAAGAAAAUGGCAAAAACCAUGUACAUAGCAGCUUAGCAAAAAAAGAAAUGGCUAGCUCGUAUAACGUUAAGGAUAUAAUAAUUCCAAGCCCUUAUAAAUAUUAUAAAUAUAAUCUAUCUUAGACUGAAUGUGAGGAAUAGUGGACAUUACAAGAAACAAAUAUAAAAAAGAGCACCUUUAGACAAUACUAGGACAUUUAAUACGUUUUAGUUAACGUAGUGGAUCUUUAGGUGACUUGAAAAAAAAAGAAAAAAAUGAAAGAUGAAAACAGCUAAUUUAGUUUUUGUGAAAGGACGAUGUAAACUGGGGUCCAAUCGAGUAGCGUGCUUUCGCCGGCUUUUUGUGAUUCGUACAUAUCGCGAUAAUUUAACAAACAAAUUGCCGGUUGUUUUCGUAAUCCGGCAGGUUUUACAGAAAAAUUUUCUGAUUCAAAAUCUACUUUCAAGGCGUUUUAGUCGUGUAACAUGUAAUGAAACCUAUUUUUCGUUCAAUGCGUUCGAAUUUUUCCUAGAUCUCAUGUUGCGGCAUUAAAUGAAUGCCACGUAUUUAAGGAUGAAGCUUGUAAUAAAUAAUAAACGCGAAGGAGCGAUAGAAACUUUCCUUUCUUACGCUUAGUUGAUGCACAUAAUUCUAAGUAGAUUUUCAUUUAUAUAUAUACAUAUAUAUAUAUUAUAAAUAAAUGAGUAUAUAUAUAAAUAUGAACAGAAAUAUAAGAAAAUAAUUGAAUGUAUAACAGGAAACGAUUAAAAAAAUAUAUAUAUGUAAGGAAAUAGACUUUAAUGUAAAUGUACUGCCAUAAUCAUAUUAUUAUAUAUGAGAGCCUAUGCGAAUAGUUAUAUUAAUAUUAUUCCUGUAAAAACGAACAACCAGAAUGACAGCGAUAACAAGAUAGUUAGCACAAAACUAGGCAACAAUCCAAUGUAAAUAGAGCAUAUUUUCAAUGUGUCUGGAAAAGUAUGUUUUGUAAUAUAAGGAUUACAAAGGAAAAUAAAAUUAUUAAAGAAUCA
Megachile rotundata (alfalfa leafcutting bee) is the source of this 20447-nucleotide messenger RNA. RefSeq lists its product as uncharacterized. The record is from RefSeq and is a predicted model, not a curated record. Gene Ontology annotation, molecular function: zinc ion binding; nucleic acid binding. Lineage: Eukaryota; Metazoa; Arthropoda; Insecta; Hymenoptera; Megachilidae.